This is a messenger RNA of Seriola aureovittata, 5002 nucleotides long. RefSeq names its product leucine zipper-EF-hand containing transmembrane protein 2 (gene letm2). NCBI's taxonomy places the organism in Eukaryota, Metazoa, Chordata, Actinopteri, Carangiformes, Carangidae. Bases 256 to 1785 code for a protein of 509 amino acids. Gene Ontology annotation, biological process: intracellular monoatomic cation homeostasis. The record is from RefSeq and is a predicted model, not a curated record. Gene Ontology annotation, molecular function: ribosome binding. Gene Ontology annotation, cellular component: mitochondrial inner membrane. The transcript has 11 exons.
AAGGCUGCACACACCGAGCGAACGGUUAGUGGCCACAGGACGACGUCUCCAGGACCGGUUUUAUACGAUAAACCCACCCUAAAUGGGUUUAUCACCAAACCGGCCGUUAGUUUCGUUGCUCCCGUUUACCUCUACCGAUCGUCGUGGAUGGAUUAUAGUAUUUACGUCUCACCGAGAAGCCUUACAACGCCCAGUCAGCAGCGGCGGCCAUAGCUCGGUCCUUGACGCUGGAGAGUACUGUAAUCUGCACCGGCAAUGGCGGUCUUCAGUCACCAGGUGCUCUUUGCAGUCACAAGAUCAAGGGGAUCAUAUUUGUUGUCCAAGAGGCACAGCUGCUCCUCUUUGUCUUCCAAAGCCUAUCUCCACAUAGACCCUCCCCGCCACGUCUUGUCCUCGUACCCACUCAGGCACUCCCGCUACGGCUACCCCCACUGUUACCGAGGCCACGGCCACUGUUCCGCCCUGCUCGCCCGCUCUCUGCACAGCUCAGGUGUUUGGCUCCAGGAUAUAAAGCAAGAGGACACUAAAGCUUCACCGGCUCUCGCCCAGGAAGCUUCUCCAGGAGCUAAAAAGGACUCUGUGACCACUGCGCCCCAGUCUCAACCCCCUUCAGCUCCCGCUCCAGCGGCCGCCACCACCACAGCGGCUGCCGUCCCUCCGGUGCAGGAGAGGGCAGUUGUGAAAAAGUCUCUGUAUCAGAGGAUUUUGGAUGAGUUGAAGCAUUACUACAAUGGCUUCCGGUUACUUGGCAUCGACAUUAACAUUGCAGGCAGGAUGGUGUGGAGGCUGCUGCAUGGACAAGUGCUCACACGCAGGGAGAGGAGACGGCUGAUGAGGACCUGUGCUGACCUGUUCCGUCUGGUUCCCUUCAUGGUGUUUAUCAUCGUUCCCUUCAUGGAGUUCCUUCUUCCCGUCUUUCUCAAACUCUUCCCAGAGAUGUUGCCCUCCACCUUUGAGACAGAGACCAAAAAGGAGGAGAAGCAGAAGAAGGGUCUGGCUGCGAAGCUGGAACUAGCCAAGUUUCUCCAAGAGACCAUCGCUGAGAUGGCCCGAAGAAAUAAGGCUAAAGCUCAGACAGAUGAUGAAACGCAGCGAUUCUCCACAUAUGUUCAAAAGGUCCGGGGCACAGGCGAGCAGCCCACCACGAAGGACAUCGUCCGGUUUUCAAAGCUGUUUGAGGACGAACUGACGCUGGAGCACCUCGAGCGCCCACAGCUGGUGGCUCUGUGCAAACUGCUGGAGCUGCAGCCCAUCGGCACCAACAACUUGCUGCGUUUUCAGCUGAUGAUGCAACUCAGGACCAUCAAAUCAGAUGAUGAGAUGAUUGCAGCAGAGGGUGUGGCAGCUAUGAGUGUGUCAGAGUUACAAGCAGCAUGUCGUAGCCGUGGGAUGAGGUCUCUGGGUCUCACCACGGAUCAGCUACGUCUGCAGAUGCAGCAGUGGCUGGACCUUCACCUGAAGGAGAAUGUUCCUCCAUCGCUGCUGCUGCUCUCCAGAGCCAUGUACCUGACUGACCUCAAACCCAAACCCCCAGUCAUCCCACCUGUUCCCAAACUAGAGAAAGCUACUCCUCCCCCAGCGGAGAAUACAGGAGCAAACACAUCCCCAGUCAGUACUGACAUGUUGGCAGACCCUGCUCUCAUCAUCAAGGACAGACCGGUGGAGGAGAUGAGAGACAAGGCUCCUGUGGUCUCGGACAAACCUCUGACACCUGCCGAAGUCCUUCAGGCCAAAGCAGCGACAGAGGUGACGCAGAAGAGCAAGAUGAGUGCCAACGGUGUUUAAAGAGGAGCAGGAGCUUCCGGACUGAAGUGGAGAUAGACUCAAACUGAGCUCUGUCGUCAGGGGGGGGAGAGAAGAGUGACAGAGUCAUCGAUGGUUUAUAUUAUAUUACAUUACGUUCUAUUACUUUCUCCCCUCUUUAGACAAGAGGGAGACGAAGCAGUGUUUCUGGCAUUCGAUAACAGCUGAUCACACAACUCAUCCAGGAGUCCUGUUCCCUCCUCGUCCUCCUUUCUGUUAACACCCAGGAAAGGUCUGCUGUUUCUCUAGCUUUGUCUCACCAGUAGCUUCUGUGUACCCUCAACCCUGUACCGUCGCUUUCGUGCACUCCGUUUACUAUAACCCUCCGUUAGAACUGGGCAAACCAGCCUGAAAUCUCAUUGGACUGGCUGCCCAUUAAUGGUGUGAUUUGUUUGACCUAAUGUCCUCAAAGUGACGCCCAAACCGCCCAUGACUGAUCCUGGUCAGCUGUCUGUUUGAUGGUGUCUCCCUACAGUCUAGACAGCCUCCUCCUCCUCCUGUAAAUUUGUAAAUAUCUUGUAUAUUUUCAGCUCUCUUACAUCACAGCAGCAGCUUUGUACAGUUUGCUAUGCAAAGGCCUAAUGUCUCUUGAAAAUUUUCAAGUUUUUCUCUCUCAGCAGUUUUACUUUGUUUUAUUUGCGUAGCUUUUUAACUCCUGUUCAGGCUGAGAGAGAAGUUAUCCAUUUUUCUGCUGAGCCUUUUGGCUCAGUUUCUGUCCCUCCUUCAUCUUUGCUCAGUAAGCUGGACCACGCUGAUGUGCUGAAGUAGACACCAAAAAGACGGCACAAACUGAACCUGCAAUUGAAUAAAAUGCAAAAGGUUCAGUCAUAAUCUGAUUUUGUCAGCGGGUGGACCAGCAGCUUUGGACCGGCUCUGCCUCUGAACAGGGCGACUAAAGGUAGUUUCUUGCUGCUGUAAUGAGUAAAUGAAGACUGUAAUGUUAAGAGAGUGGUCACUCCUUAAACCCAGAGGUGACUGUUGUAAAGUGCGGUCUGUCGCUGGUGGUAAACCACUGAAUGGACAAUCUGUAAAAAACUAAAACAAAAACCCAAACUCUUUGGGUUUAUUUGCAUAUACACUGUAUGUAUUGUGUUUUUAACACUAUGACGCUAAGAUCUCUUUAAACUAAAAAGAGAAAAUCCUUGAUGUUAUCCAUAAAGAUAUAUUAUUAAUGUGGGGGAGAAGCCACAAAAGCCACAAAUGAGAUUGUUAUUUUUGGUAUUGUGGCACUAAAAGAGGUAGAUGUGUAGCAAUAUGACUGAUCGCCCGACUGUCCUACUUCAUUAAGCUCUAACGAUAAUACAGUAUAUGACCCUACUAGUUGUUAUUGGAAGGUUUACUACAUAGUUGUGUACUGUAUAAAUACAGUUAUGUGUGUUUUGUAACCCUCUCAUCCCCCUUUAAACUUUUGACAUUCAUGAGUCACUAAUUUAAUUGCACCUGGAUGAAAGGUUGUCGUUGCCAGUUUUCCUCAUUGCUAUUUAUCCAUAGGCACCUCCCAGAGGUGGAUGCCAUAAAUGAAAGGAUAUUUUUUUAAGCAGAUUGAUUGCUAAUGAAGAUUUAUAUUAUUGGUUUUACAUAUGUGCCUAAGGUUAAAGGGCGAUUGGGUUCAUGUUUGCAUUUUUCAUCAAAGAACAGAUUUUCUCUGUUAUAUCUGUUUGUAUUUGAGUUUGAGAAUUCACCUCAGUAUGUUUAUAAAUGCCCAGUUGCACCUUUUCUCUUUAGUGGAAUGUCUCCUUUUCCCUUCCCAUUUGAUCCGAGUAUCAAGACGAAUCCAAAUGAAUCCUUCCCUUACCAGUGUUGAUGCUGAUGGAAAAACACAUUUUCAAUCAGAUCUGCUCUCGUGGGGUGAAAGAGAUAUUAAAAAAAAAAAAAGGAUUAAUUGAUAAAAAUAAAAAAAAAUAGUGCUUUAUCGUUUAUGGUUUGUGCUCUGCUGCAAUAUUUUAAAAAAAAUCCUGAGAUUUCCCCCAAACUUCCGAGUGGAUGUGAACUGAUUUAUGCAGCAUUUAUGGUAGUUUUCUAUAGAAACAAAUGGUGCUUUUUAAAGAGUGACUUAUGACGAGAGACCACCUUGCAAUAGGAUCACAUCAGCUGCACACUCAUCAACAUGUUGAUGUUCCCACCCAUUAGUACUCGGCACUCAUUGGUCAGAUGACACCCAUCUUUGAACUCGGCCUUCAACCACACACCUGUAAAAGUUUCAUGACUGUAUCUUGCACGGUGUGACAGGUGUGUUGUACUUCCACCUGUUUUGAAGUGCAUUUUAAUUUGCGCAUAAAAACAACCUUGAGUUGAGAAAAUUUUAGAAAGUAGAAUUUUAAAAAUAAAUCUUGAAAUAUAUCGAAAAAUUGGCGUUCCUAAAUUCCUACAUUGUUUUCACCAUUUGAAGUUUGACUGGUGCUUUUUUAAAUGUUGCACUGUCCUCCUCUGCUGCAGUGGUUUAAUGGCACCUGACUGGUAAAUCAGCGCUACCAGCUCCUAAUAUUCACCCAAACAGCAAUGAGAUAUGCAUUAAUUUGCAUUUUCUGCCACAGAUUUUCUUGAAAUUCGGUUAAAUUUGGCUCCACAUUUGGAUAGUAACCUAGCUACUGAUGGGUGUGGUUGGGUUUACCUGUAACCACAGGGAACUGGAGGUCAGUUAAGUUGCUCUUUAACAACACGUGUCAUUGCCCUGUUGAGAAAGACAUGUCAUGUUGUUGAAUUGAUCUGCUGGAAGAUCUCCUGACUUGAUCUGUUUGAUGACUGGUACUGUGUACUGCAAGAUUAAAAGAUUGCACAGAAAUUAAACAAUGUGGACGACUCGACUGGUUUCAUAUUUCUGCUUUGCCACUCAGAAUGAAAAAGCUGUAAAUUUCUACCCCAGUUAUUGGACAGGAUGCAUCUCCCAUCUAUUCGUCCUAUCUCAUACUAAAUAACCUUUUCUCCUGUCAACUCUUGGAGCUGUUUGUUUCCUUUUCAUUCUUUUUAGCAUCAUAUUGUGUGGAAACUAUUAGUACCUACUGUCUCAGCUGGUCCGAUGCAUCAGUGCCAUCAUGAUGCGUCCACUUGUCUACAGGCUUGUUUCUUUCAGUUCAAAAUUGCACUGCUGCUCAGUUAGUCAUUACCCUGCAUUAAAUGUAUGCGUCACUUUACCAUGGCAUAUGAGUGUUGAGGUGAUGAAAAACAAUUAAUCACAUGAUUAAAAUCAUGAAACCCUUUA